Molecule: messenger RNA, 5078 nt
Organism: Lineus longissimus
Lineage: Eukaryota; Metazoa; Nemertea; Pilidiophora; Heteronemertea; Lineidae
Product: Na(+)/H(+) exchange regulatory cofactor NHE-RF1-like
Exons: 3
Coding region: 92-1096 (334 amino acids)
Biological process (GO): protein localization to plasma membrane
Cellular component (GO): apical plasma membrane
Molecular function (GO): protein binding; protein-membrane adaptor activity
Source: RefSeq, a predicted model, not a curated record
AUUGGGAAGGUGUGUGUUAGCUGGUUUUAGAGAAGCUAGUGCAUAGUAAGAGAUACAAGAUUCUUGAGUGAAGUUUUUCCGAAAUUUCACCAUGAGUACGGAAAUACCAACGGACGCCCCUCACGCUAGGCUAGCCUGUCUUAAAAAGUGGUCCGAUUUCAAUGGCUAUGGUUUUAAUCUCCACGCUGAAAAGGGAAAAGCUGGCCAGUUCAUAGGGAAAGUUGACGAAGGUAGUCCGGCCGAGUACGCGGGUCUACGUAAGGGUGACAGAAUAGUGGAGGUGAACGGGCAGAAUAUUGCCAAUCAAAAUCAUGGGCAAGUUGUGGAAUUAAUUCGGCGGUCAGGAGGACAAGAUGAGGUCAGUCUUCUCGUGGUGGACAAACCCACUGAUGAAUAUUAUCUUAAGAGGAACAUGGUUGUGCGCGGUGACAUGAGUGCUGUAGUUGACAAGAAUGUCACCCCUGUGCCAAGACCAGAAAAAGGGUCUUUUCAAGAAAAUCACACAAAUGGGGAAGUGAACGUGGAAGUGUCUGCCGCUACCGUGGUGUUAACUGAGGAAGACCAUAAAGAUGAAACAACGGUCGUUACUGAAGAAGUCAUAACGAGUCACGUUGUCACGCACGAAGAAUCUGCGCCACCAGAACGGGAACCGACUCCCGAACCUGUCCGGGAACCGACUCCCGAACCCGUCCGCGAACCGACUCCCGAACCCGUCCGAGAACCGACACCCGAGCCAGAAGUCAACAAUGUCCAUCAAGAAACAGUCCAAACCACGGAGACGGUAACUACAACAGAAACAGUCACAACUAUAGAGAUUAACCAAAACGAGGACCAAAAAAUAGUUGAGCCCGAACGUACACCAACACCAGAACCCGAACCAGUUAUUGUGUCUGCCCAGACCUAUCACGUUGAGAGCGCCCCCGUGAAAGCUCCUGCACCCCAAGCACCACAGUCGCAGACAAACAAUGAUGCAGCGCUCAAGUUAAACAUGUCCGCCAAGGAAUAUAGAGAACAUCUUCGAAACAACGCCAGGCAUAGCCAAAAGAAUGCCAAUGUCGGCUUCAAAAACAAGAAAGACUAUUUUGAUAAGUUGUAGAGAUUGUGUAUGGUGCAGAAAUUUUGUUAUGGUAACUUUAUGAAAAAUAUAUAAGUUGUUCAUCAAUGCCUCAUCAUUGGGGUCGUUUCAUGUAAUGCAACAUUUGUAAAUGCCUUUGACUUGUUCGUCAUUUUUGCGCAUACAUGUAUGUGAGGCUGAUCGAUAUUUGGUCGGUUUUUCCUGAAAACAAGCAUUUUGGUUUUACAGAAGAUUCUAUGAAACCUUUGAAAAUUUAACAGCUUAAAGUCCAAGUCUUAGGCUUGGUGGUGACUGAGUUAAAGGCAUGUGUUCUAUGCAAGGUUUUUUGUGGUAGACUUCAGUCCUAUUCUUCAGCAGUAAUUUUGGCAAUUUAAAAGGUUAUUUCUAAUAUCAAAGAAAUGAAGGGUGUUUUGUGUCGAGGUGCACCAAAAAUCUUCUUCAUGUAAGAUUUCUGUACUAAAGUAUUAAAGUAUCCAAGCAUAAUUCUGCUGAUUCUAGUAAUUCAUACUGCUUGCAGCUGUUUCUGCACUAAAGUAUCAACGUAUCCCAGCAUAAUUCUGCUGAGUAAUUCCUGCUGCUUGAGCUGUUUUGUUGAAAGGCCAAAUGGCUGAAAUUGGGUGACCAUUAGUGACUGAAAAUGGUUUUAUGUCAGGGAGGAAGGCGGGUUCUUGGUUGCUAUGUGUGUUGCAAUGGAGAUUUGGUUGCUAAGGAUGUUACCGAAGAGCCUUGGUUUCUGUGGAUGUCACCAGGCAACUUUGACUGCUCAAGAUUUUAAAAAAGUUCUGUUGCUUUCAACAUUACCAAAGAGAUGUGAUUGCUAAGGAUUUCGUCUAGGAUGCUUCCUUCAUGUCGGUGUUACUAAAGAGCUUCAGUUGCUAAGGGUGUAACAUGUUUGCUAUGGUGAUAAUCUUGUAUCCCUGAUUGCUCAUAUUGUUGUCAAAUUAUGUUUGUUAGUACGGUUGGUGUUACCUGAUAAACUUUUACCCCCUCUCCUGUUAUUUGGAUGUCUCUAUCUGCAUGUCCUCGUUGACAUUCCUGAAAAGUAUCACAUGUUGAAAAUGUCAUGGCUGACAUCACCGCCCUUUACUACUGCCAUUGUUGUGCCAACAACAUAAUGUGCAAUGUGGGUCGAUGACAUAAAUUUGAUGUCUAAAAUGCAUCUUUUUCUGUUUUGAUUGGUGUCGGCACUAAACCCAGAAUUGUUUCGCUGCUAAAGAUUGUUGUCAAAAGACUGUGGUUGCUUGGACAAAUCUUGUUGCCAGUGGUAACAGUUGUCUAGAUAAGGUGGUGGUGAAAAAUGCAUUCCCGUAAUAUGUUUGUGAUUUAAGUGUUUGUCUAUAAGGGGUAGGGUCUACUGGUGACCACGCACCAGUUGUCUCUAGCAACAUAAAAAUUUCCCUAGCAACCACAGCAAAGUCUGGAGUUUCAUCUAUAGGGCUCGAUUUGUAUUGUUUUGAUGGGUGUGUUAUAACAUUCCGGUUGUGGGCAGAAUUAUAAAAAAUCAUAUUCACUCAUCAUUUCAUCUUUCAUAUACCAAUUGUGUGAACUGCAAAAUUGUAUAUGGUAACCUGUAUAUGGCGCUGACUGUCACUAUGGUGUGGCAUUGUUGUGACAUACAUGACGUCAAUUUUGCUUGACUUUUGCCGUCAUUUGGUGUAUACUUCAGUGAAAAUCAGUGCCGCUCUAUUGGUGUGCCAACACUCUAUUAUUAUCACAGCGAAUCGGUUCCGUCCUUCCCUCGUGCAUGUUCUAGUUAUCCUUUGUAUAACUAAUUUUUCAUGCUUCAACCAACAGAAAUUUCUUUGUUUCUUUGACAAAAGCCUGAUCUGGUAUCAAUGAAAGUUUUUGUAACACUGUUCUUUGGGGAUGAAAUCAGAUUAAUUGUAAGGAUAUACCCAGCCAACUAUUCAGAUAAAUUUUUGUUUUUGUCCAUUCUGUAGAUACUUUGUUAAGAGUAAUAGAAAUAGUAUCAUUAUUUAUUAAUAGGUAGGGAGGAUUUCGACCCUUUCGAUAGAGUAUGGGUACUUGGCUGGUAUUUUUCCAACGAAGGCCUUUAGAAAAUUAGGCUGAUGUAUAGACGCUCCUUGACCUGCUUAAAUAGUAUAACCAUGGUUUGUGCGAGUAAAGUUGAAGGGCUGAAUGGCAUAAACGAUGUAAGUCAUAUGGUUGAUGCAUAAGGACUCAGGUUGUUUUGUCAGGGUCCCUCCUUUGGCCUGAUUCUGUUUUGAAUCCAGAUGUAUCCAGAGUUGUUGGAUCAAAUUGGAGAGUUUUUGACCGAAAAUGUUUGUACCUGAAAGAGAUGAGCACUAUUAAAGUCCAUGAAGACUGACAAGGCCUAUACUCGGCCUUACCGCAAUUGAACAGCUGAUGUUUAACGAGAUGCAUCCUGCCAUUAUCAAGUCCAUUAAUUCACACUCUUCCUGUAUUGAUUUGUUGCCAAGGCGACCGUAUUAUCACAAUGAGAUAUAAGUUGUUAGUGUAAUUGACAUUUAUUAGAACUCUGUAUAUUGAAGAAAUUAAAACGAAUCUUUUUAUAUUUCUUUUUGGGUAUUUGGUGUCAACGAAUGUCAACAUGUCUAUAUGCUAUUGUACAUUUAAAGGGAGAAUAUAGGCAGGAUCCAAGUGUGCCAGAUUAAUUUUCACAAAGUCACUUAUAUAUAGGUGUCUCUACUAUCUCACUGUACAUCGCACUAUCCUUGCUUGUAAAAUUCAAUUUGAUGAACCUGUGUGGGCAUCAAAGGCCGUGUAGAGUAUACGAAUUGAAUUAAACUAUAUUGUUUUCUUUGUUAAAGUGAUGACUGCUGCACAAGAGCAACUAAACCUCUGGCAACUCCAAGUGACAACUGCAAAAAUCAAUCCGUGUAAACCUGUUCGUUUAAGAAAUUGCCUUCUCGUUACUGUAAACUGUGAAAUGUUUGCAGGUUGUUGUUCCUGUGCAGUAGCUUCCUUCAGUUAUUCCAGACAAAUAAAUUUGACUCGAAGAUGUUUUCAUCCUGUUGAGAAAAUAUGAAAUUUAUCAUAGAUGAAAUUAUUAUUUGUAUUGGUGCAAUUCCUCUUAACAAUGAACAAGAACAGAUUAUCAACCCAUGUAGAAUUUGAACUUGGAAAUAUGUAUAGUGUUCACGUUAUCUGUAAAUAGUUCUUCCGGGCGAUUCACUCCUCCCGUGUCCAUAUGGAGCAUCCCAGCAUUGUUAUAGGUACUUGGUUAAUCCAUAUUAGCUGUAAGGGGUUGGGGUCACGUUCCACUAAGCUAUUGUGAUUUUGUAGGACACAGUUUCGAAAAGAAGUAAGCAUCGUUUUUCAUUGAGGUUGAUGGUUAUGAAAAUUCUUCAAAUCGUGAGACAUUUUGUCGUUUUCUGGGAGUAAAUUCAUAAGAACUCCUUGACUUUUAUUUGAAAGGUGUAUUAUUUCAUACAUCGUCCUAAAAUCUGAUGUAUCAUGCUGUAGUCUCAGAAGUAAUCUGAAUUCGGAACAAUUCUAAAUGCAAUCUACUCCUUAAAGCGAACUGGAACCGCCGAGCGAUUUAUUCAACUUUUCGACUUUCACCGCCCGAGAAAGUCGAGUUCAGAUUUGUAGCUCCGCCUCCAGUGCCCGAGCAUGCGCAGUUCAAUUUGUUAUUAUUGAGAAUCAUGUGAGAAUCAUGUGAGAAUCACGUGAGUCAUGCGAUCUUUCAUUCAUGAAUUUUCGUAGUAAAUUUCAUAGUAGUGAUGUCACUGAAUGAUUGACAGGUAGGCGCCAUGUUUCAUUCAUGCCUCGCUCUGAUCACCCGAUACGCGGGAAAUGAAAACGAGAUCAUACGAACUGGCUUGGCGGUUCCAGUUCGCUUUAAAAGGGAAUUGUACCGAUGUUGAAUUUCGUUAACUGUGUCCUGCUUGCUUAUUAUGCUGUUGAUUCUAGUUUGCUUAAUAGAUAGAGAUCACCUUUACCAUUACUUUAUAAGUACAUCAUUCAUGUUUUGAUAUUUGCCCAAGAGAAAUAAAGAUAUCUAAUAUUUUCAAUACAA